Messenger RNA from Dreissena polymorpha, 1175 nucleotides. RefSeq names its product 40S ribosomal protein S2. Gene Ontology annotation, cellular component: cytosolic small ribosomal subunit; ribosome. The transcript has 6 exons. Bases 22 to 885 code for a protein of 287 amino acids. The record is from RefSeq and is a predicted model, not a curated record. Lineage: Eukaryota; Metazoa; Mollusca; Bivalvia; Myida; Dreissenidae. Gene Ontology annotation, molecular function: RNA binding; structural constituent of ribosome. Gene Ontology annotation, biological process: translation.
UUUUCUCACAAAGUAUCACCAAUGGCGGACGCAGCACCAGCCGGUGGACGUGAAGGAGGACGAGGAGAAGGACGAGGGGGAUUUCGCGGUGGAUUUGGCUCCGGAGAGCGAGGGCGGGGUCGCGGUCGUGGUAGGGGACGUGGUCGUGGAAGGGGCCGCGGGCGUGGUCAGAAGGAAGGGGACAAGGAGUGGAUGCCCGUCACCAAGCUGGGCAGACUAGUCAAGGAUGGGAAAAUCAAGGCUUUGGAAGAGAUUUAUCUGUUUUCCCUUCCGAUCAAGGAGUUUGAGAUCAUUGACUUUUACCUGGGCACAGUACUGAAGGAUGAAGUCCUGAAGAUCAUGCCAGUCCAGAAGCAGACACGUGCUGGUCAGAGAACUAGGUUCAAGGCUUUUGUGGCUGUUGGUGACCACAAUGGUCACAUAGGUCUGGGAGUGAAGUGCUCCAAGGAAGUGGCCACAGCCAUCCGUGGAGCCAUCAUCCUGGCCAAGCUCUCCGUGAUCCCUGUCAGACGUGGUUACUGGGGUAACAAGAUCGGCACGCCACACACUGUGCCAUGCAAGGUGACAGGAAAGUGUGGUAGCGUCCUGGUGCGUCUGAUCCCAGCUCCCCGUGGUACCGGCAUCGUUAGUGCUGAAGUACCGAAGAAGCUGCUUCACAUGGCCGGUAUCGAGGACUGCUACACAGCUGCUAGAGGCUGCACAGCAACGCUUGGCAACUUCGCCAAGGCCACAUUUGCAGCCAUUUCCCAGACGUACUCGUACCUGACCCCUGACCUGUGGAAGGAGACAGCGUUCACCAAGUCUCCCUACCAGGAGUUCACAGACUAUCUGGCCAAGCAGCACAGGCGACCCGAGGGGCAGAGGCAGGAGCAGAAAGUCUACUAGACCCAUACACACACUGGGUCCCAGUCUGUGACUUGUUCUCCAAAUAGAAAAAAAAAAUAACUUGUAAAACAGAACUGUUCAUUACUUAACCCUUUACCAAUCAACGUGCUUAUAGUCCAUUAGAAAAUAAAAUUGAAACUAGUUGUGACACACAGAGUCUUGUGACUAGUUGCACAUUAUAUCAUACACAGUGUUGGGCUCGUUCUCCAGGAGUAGAAAUUCUCCUUGCUGCUUACUUGACCAAGUUACUUUUUAUGCAAAGAGAAACAAUAAACUAUUAGUCAAACAAA